AGAUUCGCGUUUAAUUAAGAAAAGGCCAGUCGUCAGUUUGGCUGGUGAGAUCCCAAAAAGGCAACCAGACGAAACCAGCAGCCCUAAGAGAAGGGCGAUAAACACAAUGUUAAGUAAAGCUGUCUUCCUGCUAGUUGCGGUCUCCUUAGGAGCCCAAAGUGGCUUUGCACAAGACGACCACCCCAACAUCACAGAUGUAGAAGUUUUGGCUGAAGCCGUGUCGAUGUUCUCGCUUGACGUUUUCAAUAAACUGCACACGGAAUCCAAAAACCUGCUCUUUAGUCCAUUGAGCGGUCACUCUGCUCUAAGUAUGGUCAUGCUGGGAGCGUGGAACAAAACAUUAGACAACUUCCAUGAGCUCCUGAAGAUUGAGGACCCCUACACCGCGUACAUAGAGCUGUUUCAAGACUACGAGACUAUGCCUGGCAUUGACAUUGUUCUAGCAAAUGGCAUCUGGGCCAAGCCAACGUUCCCUAUUAAAGACGAAUACAAGGGGCACGUUGGGCAUAUCUUUCAGGUUGAGCCCAAAACUAUUGACAUCUCUGCACCUAAAGGCCCAGAAGAACCAAUCAACGCUUGGGUGGCCAACCGGACCAACAACGCCAUCACGACCAUUCUCCCGCCGAGCUUCAUCACGGCUGACACAGACAUUUUGUUUCUGAACGUGUUCUUUCUCAACGCGUCGUGGGAGUCUCCAUUCGAUGCCUCCAAAACCCAAGACGGAGAGUUCGUCACUGAGAGCGGUGAAACAAUCCGCACCAGCUUUAUGAGGAGAGACGACGUUGAAGUGGAGGUCGGCGAGAUGGAAGGAUUCGCGGCCAAAGUGUUGAGGCUGCCAUUCAAGAACUACGGCUUCGCCUUUUACAUCGCGCUCCCCAACGAGAACGAGACGCUGAGCAGGCUUCACGAUUUCAUGGUGAAUGAGCUCCACGAUAGCGAGCUCUUCUUCGCUCACCUGCAGACGACCAAAGUGAACCUAUAUGUCCCCAAGUUCCAACUGACGUCCACUCUCAAUAUCAGCAAGAAAAGCAGCAUGGGGCUGGACUUUUUAUUUGACCCAGAUGCAGAUUUUAGUGAGCUGUCCGAAAAGCAUUUAGCACUAAGCAGCGGUGUUCAUAAAGUAUUUAUAGAUGUCAAAGAGACUGGGAUCGUUUCUACUGAGACGCCGGUCUUUGAAGGACGCCAGAGCAGAGACUCCUCAGAGGACUUCGUAGUGAAACGUCCUUUUAUAUUUUUCGUUCGCGAUGACGUAAAAGGACUCCUCCUCUUCCAAGGAAAACUCUCGGACCCAAGAGUUACGGAAGUAGAUUAUUAGAGCUAGGACGUGAAUCGCGUAUCACCUUCUCAGAUGCAUUAAAAAUGAUAUUGAAAAAAUAAAUAAUUUUAAUCCAUUCAA
This is a messenger RNA of Biomphalaria glabrata, 1396 nucleotides long. Its product is annotated as serpin B3-like. The coding region runs from base 107 to 1315 and encodes 402 amino acids. The record is from RefSeq and is a predicted model, not a curated record. Lineage: Eukaryota; Metazoa; Mollusca; Gastropoda; Planorbidae. Gene Ontology annotation, molecular function: serine-type endopeptidase inhibitor activity. The transcript is spliced from 3 exons.